Messenger RNA from Danio rerio (zebrafish), 2178 nucleotides. RefSeq names its product V-set and immunoglobulin domain containing 10 (gene vsig10). Gene Ontology annotation, cellular component: membrane. The record is from RefSeq and is marked provisional. Lineage: Eukaryota; Metazoa; Chordata; Actinopteri; Cypriniformes; Danionidae.
AAAGUUUCCGGGAAAAAAAAAAACCGAGUAAACAGGUUGAAGAUGAACACGAGACGGACGUAGCAGAAGAAACAUUUACGGCAUUCCCCAAAUCGAUCACGAGUUAAUCUUAAUAAUAUUUGCAUUUAUUUAAUCAUAUUAUACAAAAAGUGUUUGAUGCGUUUUACCGGGAAACAAAAGGAAACUCGAUCGAGUUGUCAAAGGAAAGUGUAUUUUAUCCCGUAAUCUGAAAGGACUUCCUGACAAGCCAACGAUGAUGAUAACAUCUGCUGUAGUUUUAUAUCUGCUUCUUCUUUCUCAUCAAACAGUUUCAGAAGAGCAGGUGCAGCAGUUUGUUAUUGGAGAAAAGGGGAACAACACAACACUACACUGUCUUGACCAGCCUGUUAAUGCGUCUUCAGUUCUUUACCAGUGGAAGAAAGAUGGAGCUGUUGUCGCAACCCAAAACCCCCCAAACCCGUCAGUGCAUCUUUCUAUUUCAGAGAAUGGCUUUCUGAGGAUCAGUGGCCUUCAGUUAAUCGAUGAAGGACUUUAUGAAUGUGAAUCCCAAGCAAAGGGUGGACGCUCGUGGCAGACUCUUUCAAAAAUCCAACUUACAAUUGCCGCUGGUCCCACUGGCGUAUCACUGGACAUAAGUCCAGCGACUUUCUUGAACAAUGGAACGUUAUUUGUCCAUAAAGGUUCGGAUGUCAAUUUCAGUUGUUCCAGUGAGUCAAACCCAUCACAAAACCUGACAUGGACGGUUGACAAUUUGGCAUCAGAUAAUCCUGAAAGAGAAUUUGGAAGCAAAUCUCCUCUUGCGUUCUCCAUUACAAAUAUCCAGCCACUAGAUCAAGGGACGUACACUUGUACAUCCCAGAAUACACUCUCCAGGAGAACCGCGAACAAGACCCAGGAGCUGCUGGUUUACUAUGCUCCAGAUAGGCAUCCGGAGUGCAGUUGGGAGUUGGGAGAUAAGCCAUCUGAUGUGUUGUUCAUAUGUAGCUGGUUUGGAGGUUACCCUGUGCCCACUCUGACCUGGCAGGAAGUCGAAGGAGCAGCCGAAGGUCCCACAAUCAACUUGACGACGCCCCAGCAGACUGAAGAGCUGAAUGUCUCUGUGAACAGGUCAAUCCUGCACGAUGGAGAUGAAGUGAAAUGUACUGGACAUCAUGUGACAGGAGUGGAAAAAUCCUGCUUCUUUACCCUCAAGAUACCAUACCCAACAGGACAACCUCUGGCCACCGCUUUGGAAGGCACCAAUAUCACCAUCAGCUGUACUGAGACCAGCUCUCUACCGCCAGCCAAAACUGUCUGGAAGAAAAAUGAUGACCUCAUCGAAAACACCUCGAAAUAUAUAGUGCAAGAAAAUAGACCCGCAUUCACACUCACUAUAGUCAAUGUAACAAAGGCUGAUGAAGGAGUCUACUACUGCUACAGUGAAAACCCCCUGGGCGCAAGAGAGCUGGAAGUGUAUCUGAAUGUGAAGACCUCUGCAGGAAAUGGAGGAGCCAUUGUUGGGAUCUUUGUCUCUGUGUUGGUAAUGAUGAUUGGAAUUGUUGUCGGUGUGACGGUUUAUACGAAGCGGGAUCGAAUUUGCAUCGGUUUAGGAUUCAGUCAAUUAGAUGAUGACCGAGUGGAUGUUUUGAGUCUAGUGGACUCGGAUGAAGAGGAAAUUUUCCAUGAGGCUGUUCCUCGACUUCCUCCAGUGACAAACGGACACGCAACCACACUCGUGGAGAUCCACAGAAUACCAUCCUGUGAUCAUGAAGACAUUGCAGACAGCACUGAACAGAGCGAUCAAACUCAUGCAAAUCUGACAGAAGCAGGACCACAGAGAGCAGAAUCACAACCAGCAGUUUAAACCUACACUACACCAAUUCCUCAAACAAAUUGUGAACUGUGCUAAAUUAUUUGUUUGUUUGUUUCGUGAGAUGAUGUUAUGCUUGUGUAAUAUUCCAGUGAUCUGUGUAAAGGAUUUAAAACUAUUUUAGAGAGGCCCUGUUUUUUAUUUUCAGUAUUAGGUUUUAAUGUAAAGGCCUCAGAUGGGAAAAUGAUAACUUUUACUGUCACAUUACAGCAUGUCAGUGAACUGUUACAGAAUGAGCUUGUUUUUGAAUGAUUGUUUUCCAUGGAUAUGCAUAGGUGAACAAAUCUGGGUCAGAUUUUAUGAAAAAAAUAAAAAAUACUGAAAUUUUA